Molecule: messenger RNA, 1105 nt
Organism: Olea europaea var. sylvestris
Lineage: Eukaryota; Viridiplantae; Streptophyta; Magnoliopsida; Lamiales; Oleaceae
Product: dof zinc finger protein DOF3.2-like
Exons: 2
Coding region: 134-907 (257 amino acids)
Biological process (GO): regulation of DNA-templated transcription
Molecular function (GO): DNA binding; DNA-binding transcription factor activity
Source: RefSeq, a predicted model, not a curated record
AUAUAUAUGUAUAUGUAGAGGCUUGGGUGGAGCUAUCUUGCAAACUUUUAUAUUACUUAAUUCUCUCAAAAAACAAUUCUCCAUCUGUUCUUUGUACUUUCACAAUUCAGGAGGAGAUUUGAUUGUUGCAUGGAUGGAUCCUUCAACUGCACACAACCAGGAAAUGGGUUCCCAAACACUAGAAAGCAUGUUGGUUUGCAGCACAAAACCCCAGCAAGAAAAGAAGCCAAGGCCUAGUGAGCAAUCCCUAAGAUGUCCUAGAUGUGACUCUAACAACACCAAGUUUUGCUAUUACAAUAACUACAGUCUUUCCCAGCCAAGAUACUUCUGCAAGUCAUGCAGGAGAUAUUGGACUAAAGGUGGAACAUUGAGAAAUGUUCCAGUGGGUGGAGGGUGCAGGAAGAACAAAAGAUCAUCAGCAAAGAGAAGCCAAGAUCAACCAUUGACAACAAAUUCCUCCAGUCCUUCUAGCUCUUCUUUAACACCUCUAUCCUAUGAAUCCAAUGAUCUCAGCCUUGCAAUUGCCAGGCUACGAAAUCAGACCACCGGAGUAAUGGGAUUCGACGGCCAUGGUUUUUCCAUGUCAGGUAAUCCUAACAUCCCUUGUUAUGAUUCUGGGCUUUUUGACGAGAUUAGAGGUGGAUUUUUCGAAAACCCGAAUGAAUUCCACAAUCUGUACUACGGGAAUGGAAACAUGGGGUAUUUGGGAAAUGAUGGGAUGACGAACAUGCAAAUUGAGGAGCUAAGUGUCGCACAAACAAGAGUGAAGCAAGAAAUGCACAAUGCAAGAGAAGAUGAAAGAAGAGAAUUGUGGGGAUUUCCAUGGCAAUUUGGCAAUGGGGAUACAAACCAUAUGAAUGGAAAUGCCACAUCUUGGCAUGGACUUCUCAAUAGCCCUCUCAUGUAGAGAGAGAGAUAAAAAUCAAGAUUUGCAAGAAGAAUUUUCAAUUUUUAUAUAUUAUUAGUUAUGUUUGUAUCAAGAGGCUUGAUUCACUUGAAUCAUUCCUUUGUUCUUUGUUCUUUUUUUUUUUUGGGCCACUAAACUAAUGGAAUUUCAUAUCUUUUACUUCUUUUAUUCAAGUAAGCAACCAUGCUGUAUUUUCUA